Molecule: messenger RNA, 801 nt
Organism: Meloidogyne enterolobii
Lineage: Eukaryota; Metazoa; Nematoda; Chromadorea; Rhabditida; Meloidogynidae
Source: the annotation of a GenBank genome assembly
AUGCCUAAUCAAAAGCAAAUGGAAAAUGGAUUGUCUCCCCCAUUAAUUGAGAAUGGUUAUUGUAAUAAUUCAUUAGAAAAAAUCCAAAAACAAAAAAGAAAGAGAACACCGAGGGAAUGGUUUAAAAAAUAUUUUUGGGAAGGUCAAAAACUUCAUGGAAUUAGUGAAGAAGAAAAACAAAUACCUCUUCCUUCUAAUGCCACUUUUGAGCAAAAAAUGCUUAUAAAAUACAAAAACUUUAUUGCUUUACUUAUUCCUUUUAGUGUUGCACAAUUUAUUUGGUGGAGUUCUGCAAUUAAAUACAACUUUUUUUCUCUUUAUUCAACACAUUGGCAAAUGCCAUUAACAAUGGUUGUUGGUUCUAUUAUUGCAGGAAUGACUAGUGAAGGUGGUGGGGCUGUUGCCUUCCCUAUUGGAAUGACAAUGGCAUUUUUUGUUAUUAUUUUUAUGAGAAUUCAAAUUGAGUGGAGGGCUAUUAUAUUUGGAACUAUUGGGGCUAUACCUGGGGCUUUAAUUGGAUUUACUUUAAUUGAACCUUUAUUUAAUCCCCAAACUGAAAAAAUGCUUUUUGUGAGUAUUUGGUCUUCAUUUGCCAUUUCUCUAUGGAUUUUAAAUUGUGAAAAGAAAAGGAAAACUUUCAAUACAAUUGAAAAUUUUUGUUUUUGGAAAUGCAUUAUACUUAUUUUGACUGGAUUUAUUGGCGGUAUUUUAAAUUUUACUGUACCUAAUUUUUCUCGUUUUUAUGUGUCUUUACAUCUUUUGCUGGAAGCGGCGUUGAUAUUUGUACAUUCUCAACUUUAA